Messenger RNA from Scatophagus argus, 1936 nucleotides. It is a transcript of the gene slc19a3a, whose product is annotated as solute carrier family 19 member 3a. Bases 257 to 1774 code for a protein of 505 amino acids. Gene Ontology annotation, molecular function: vitamin transmembrane transporter activity. The transcript has 7 exons. The record is from RefSeq and is a predicted model, not a curated record. Gene Ontology annotation, biological process: transmembrane transport; vitamin transport. Gene Ontology annotation, cellular component: plasma membrane. NCBI's taxonomy places the organism in Eukaryota, Metazoa, Chordata, Actinopteri, Scatophagidae.
UACUGAUUAGAUAAAGUUCUGAGAUGUCUGCUUUCCUGUUUAAUUUGUGACACGUGUGUCUUGGCUGGAGCUGGAUCGUCACCAAGGCUGUGCUGCUCUUUGACCGGGUUGUUGAUUGACAAACCAAGCUCAACACUUGGACAACAUCAGGUCUUUCCUACUAAAGCAGGGCAGCACACUAGAGUGUGUACAUAUAUAUAUAUAUAUAUAUACAUUUACACACACAUACGUGAAAGAAGUGGAAGAAGAGCAGAAGAUGGAAGCACUGAGGAGGUGGAGGGCAGACUGGAGGUAUCCCACAACUGUGCUGUGCAUCUAUGGAUUCUUCAGCACAGUUAAACCUCUGGAGCCUUUCCUCAUCCCAUACCUGACAGGACCGGACAAGAAUCUGACAGCAGAACAGGUAAACAAUCAAAUUUUUCCAGUGUGGACAUACUCCUACUUGUCUGUGCUGGUGCCGGUGUUCCUGAUGACUGACUGGCUGCGUUACAAGCCUGUGGUGGUGUUCCAGUGCGUCUCGCUCUUCAUCACCACAGCAAUGCUACGCUGGACAAAAAGUGUACCUGAUAUGCAGGCCGUGCAGUUCUUCUAUGGGAUGGUGACAGCCAGCGAGGUGGCCUAUUUCGCCUACAUAUACAGUGUGGUAGAUCUGAAGAGGUACCGGAAGGCCACCUCUUACAGCCGCAGUGUCCAGCUUCUGGGGUACACGGUGGGCUCUGUGCUGGGCCAACUGCUUGUCAGCUUCAACCUCAUGUCCUACAAUGACAUAAUGGUAUUUACUCUCGUUCUCACCUCCAUCGCUCUCCUUACUUCCUGCUUCCUGCCGAUGCCACAGCACAGCAUGUUCUUUCAUCGCAAACGUACUGGAGCCAAAAUAUCAACAGAGGCUGUGAAAGGGCAUGCAGAUAAGACUGGAGAUAUAAACGAGCACACAAGAAGAUCAACCGUAUCCUGUGAAGAAUUAACAGGUGAAAAUGUGGAGAAAGGAGGAGAAACAGAGCAUGAAGCAGGAAAAGGACUGGAUGAAAAAGGCAGUGAAAAAGGUGAGGACCUUGAAGAUUCAGCUGGUUCAGAGACCUGCAGCAAAGUCCUCCUCCAGCUGUGGGGGGACUUCCGCCAGUGCUAUUCCUCCAGACAGCUGCUCUACUGGUCAGUGUGGUGGGCAAUGGCCACUUGUGGCUAUAACCAGACUGUCAACUAUGUUCAGGUGCUGUGGGAGCAUGUGCAGCCUUCUUCUCAGAACUUCAGCAUCUACAACGGAGGCGUGGAGGCAGUGUCUAACCUGCUGGGUGCGGCAACAGCCUAUGGUAUAGGGUUCAUAGAGGUGAAAUGGGAACAGUGGGGAGAGAUGGCUCUGGGUGGAUUUUCUGGACUUGGUUCCGCAGCACUCUUCCUCAUGACCUUCAUUAGCAACAUCUGGGUGUGCUACAUUGGUUAUGUUGUUUUCAAGUGCCUGUACAUGCUGCUGAUAACAAUAGCCAUGUACCAGAUUGCAGCUGACCUGACAAUGGAAAGGUACGCACUGGUCUUUGGAGCAAACAACUUUGGAGCCUUGGUUCUACAGACAAUCAUUACUUCUGUUGUAGUUGACAGUAGAGGACUGGGCCUGGGCAUCAUUCCUCAGUUCACCAUAUAUGCCAGCUACUUUGCAGUCAUCGCUGUUGUCUUUUCCCUCCGGGGAAUGUUCACCAUUUGGAGAGCACAAAGAAGCAGCAAAGACUCCACACCUCCAGUGAAAAAUGAACCUCCAGACUCUCAUGAACACAGAUUCUAAAUUAAAGGAAUUUUACACCUACCAACAGAGAUAACCAAUAGUGCUUUUAGCCCACAUUUUUAAAAGAAUAAUUAAAAAAAAAAUUCAAAUUACUGACUGCAACAUCAUGAAUAUAUUUUUUUUUUAUACAAAACAAAUAUACAAGAUUUCCAUACAUCCAUA